UGACUCUGGUGCCAACCACCAACAGCUUUCAAGUGCAGCCACAAAUCUUGAAAGCCCGGCGACCUCGGUUCCAGGGAGUUACAUGCACCAGCAUCGUUACCCCGCCUCACCACCGACCGCCACGGCUACGGAUUGAGCACUCCUGCAAUCUGCGAUGCCAGAUUUCAAGCUCUCAGCCCAGCUAAAGGGCCAUGACGGCGAUGUCCGCGCAGUGUGCUUCCCCGUGGCGAACACAAUUCUCUCCUCGUCGCGCGAUCAAACAGUCCGGCUCUGGCGCAAAACGGCUGACAAGCCCCCGGCCUUUGAUGCGACAAUAACCAGCCAGGGCCACGGCUACAUCAACUCCCUCACAUACCUCCGCCCUUCUGCGACUUGGCCCCACGGCCUCAUUCUCUCCGCCGGCCAGGAGACCAUCAUCGAAGCGAAGCAACCAACCCACACCGCGACCGACAACGCUGACCGUCUCCUCGUUGGUCACAACCACAAUGUCUGCGCACUCGCCGUGUCGCCCCGCGGGACAUAUGUUGUGUCCGGCGGCUGGGAUGGGAAGGCGCUCGUUUGGAGCGUCGAGAAAUGGCAGGUGACCUCGCAGCUUGUACACCAGGGAGAGGUCAGGAGCGUCUGGGCCGUCCUCGCCUACGACGAGCACACGAUAAUCACAGGUAGCGCCGACACCCAUAUUCGCAUCUUUGACCUCCGCCAAGUCCGCCAUGAUAAUGAGGUGGAGCCACGACGCACUCUCAGCACCAACUCUGUGGUGCGGGCGUUGUGUAAGCUCCCUAGCGGCCUCAAAGGGCACCCGAGCGGGGCCGAUUUUGCAAGCGCUGGUAACGAUGGCAUUAUCCAGCUCUGGAAGAUGAAUGGCACACAGGUCGGUGCGCUGCAGGGCCAUGAUAGCUUCAUCUACUCUCUUGCUUGUCUGCCCUCCAGCGAGAUUGUCAGCGCAGGGGAGGACCGGACAGUGCGCAUUUGGAGGGGUUCGGAGUGCAUCCAGACGAUAACACACCCUGCUAUUUCUGUGUGGUCCGUGGCCGUGUGCCCCGAAAACGGAGAUAUCGUUUCCGGCGCCAGCGACAACGUGGUGCGCGUCUUCACUCGGAAUGCCGACCGAACGGCGUCCCCUGAGACGCUGUCAGCGUUCGAGGAGUCAGUUCGAGAGUCUGCAAUCCCGCAACAGCAGCUCGGCCAGACCAUCAACAAGGAGCGGUUGAACCCUAAAUCCUGGCUUCUCAACAAUGCGGGCAAGAAGGACGGGCAAGUGACGACGGUCCUGGAAGACGACGGCACUAUCGGGGCCUAUCAAUGGUCACUGGGUGAGCAGCGGUGGGUGCACGUCGGAACGGUGGUCGACUCGAGCGGAAGCAGUGGGCGAAAAGUCCAGUACAACGGCAAGGAAUACGACUACGUCUUCGAUGUCGACAUCGAAGAGGGCAAGCCGCCCCUCAAGCUGCCAUACAAUCUUUCUCAGAAUCCCUACGAGGCGGCAACGAAGUUCCUUGGAGAUAACGAGUUGCCAAUAUCCUACAUUGACGAGGUCGCAAAAUUCAUCAUCAAGAACACGCAGGGCGCGAGCAUCGGCCAGAGCACGGAGGCCCCUUCUGCAGACCCCUACGGCACUGACUCGCGGUACACUCCCGAUCAAGCGGCGCAGCCGAAAAAGUACCUACCGCACACAGAUUACCUCUCGCUAACCCAAGCCAAGUGGGAGCCCGUUCUGAAGAAGCUUAAGAGCCUCAACGAGAAGCACAUCAUGGCUGGAAACAAGCAUAUUGCCCUAAACCCCGACAGUCUAAGCCGCCUCGAAACAGUCCUACAGGCAACGAUGGGCACAGCGAGCCAGAAGACGGGGGCUCCCCCGGCACUUCUCGAGGUCCAGCGUAGCGUGUACUCGCUCAUUACGCAGUGGCCCUACGGCGACCGGCUCCCUGCGCUCGACGCCCUUCGUUGCUUCGUUGCGCUGCCGGGCUCAGCGACGCUCAAUGACACCAAGUUCGGCAGCGUGGUGGAUGUCGCCCUGAAGGGCGCCCUCGACACAGAGGACCCCGUGUAUCCCAGCGACGAGCCCCUGGCCGAGUUCAUCAAGAAGUUCGACGCCUCGAAACCUAGCGCGAACAACCUCAUGAUGGCCCUCCGCACCGUCACCAAUCUCUUCGCAACCGCCGAAGGUCGCGCCGUCGUCGCCGCGGAAGCCCCCGCCGUGAUCAGCCUGCUGGCCCGCAUCGCGGGCGUCGAAGGCGACCCCAUCGGCGUGGACAACAACAACCUGCAGAUAGCCCUUACGUCGGCGGCCUUCAACUUCGCCUGCCUCGCGUUCAACCAGAAGCAGCAGCAGCAGCCGACCGCCGCCGCCGCCGCCGCCAUUGACCUCGAGCAGCUCAUGCUUCUGUGCCAGGUCGCCGAGGCCGUCGUCCGCCGCCAGAGCGAGCCGGAGGUGCUCUUCCGCGCGCUCAUGACGCUGGGCAUGGUGCUGGUUACCGGCGCCGAGGCGCGGGAGCUCGCCCGCACGCUGGAACUGGGCGACCCGGUCGGCGAGGCGGCGAAAAAGGCCGGCGAGGCGAGGAUCAAGGCCGUUGCGCAGGAGUGUUUGGCGCUUUUGAGGGGGUGAGAGGGAUUCCUAAUUGAGGGGGUGGUGCUGAUGGACUGGAAAGGGGGUGGGAUGUG
Molecule: messenger RNA, 2661 nt
Organism: Thermothielavioides terrestris NRRL 8126
Lineage: Eukaryota; Fungi; Ascomycota; Sordariomycetes; Sordariales; Chaetomiaceae
Exons: 3
Coding region: 155-2605 (816 amino acids)
Biological process (GO): ubiquitin recycling; proteasome-mediated ubiquitin-dependent protein catabolic process
Cellular component (GO): nucleus; cytoplasm
Molecular function (GO): ubiquitin binding
Source: RefSeq, a predicted model, not a curated record